Diospyros lotus (date-plum) is the source of this 1258-nucleotide messenger RNA. RefSeq lists its product as uncharacterized. Lineage: Eukaryota; Viridiplantae; Streptophyta; Magnoliopsida; Ericales; Ebenaceae. The coding region runs from base 205 to 975 and encodes 256 amino acids. The transcript is spliced from 3 exons. The record is from RefSeq and is a predicted model, not a curated record.
CUUGGUGGGUGGAUUAAUGGCGCGGCGGAACUGGACCUUAUUAAACCUGACCCAUAUAUCUCCACCCCUCCAUCAACUAUUAGUGCCUUUUAUCAAGAACCCCACCCAAAUAUUCAGCCCCACCAUCUCUUCUCUAUAUAUCUUUCUCUCUCCCAUUUUCUGUCUCAAGGGGUCUAUUUUCUGUGCGGUAGUUUGCUUACAAGCAUGGGAACCGAGCUCCAAUAUGCGAUUAAUCCAUUAUGUUCAGCCCCAAACAACGAUAGUUCUUGUUCGGGCAGUCGACCGGAUGAUUGGGACUGCUUCCAGAACCCCAAAAGGACUGUUUUCAUAAGCUUUCAGAACAGCAUGAUGGAUCAGAUGGUCCAGCAACAGAACAUUGAAUCCAUCAAGAACACAAUGCUGAUGCAUGAAACUGUUUUCAGACAUCAGGUGCGAGAGCUCCACCGGCUCUACAGCGUCCAGAAGAAUCUGAUGGAAGAGCUGAGAAACGAGAUCAAACAGCAGAACGGAUACUGGGUUAUGGCGAGGCCGGCAUUCGAUCUGGAAAGGCCGGCUCAAGAAGAGGAUCUCUCAAGUAGCGCCAUUGAAGAAGACCAAGCAGUUGCAGGGCCGAGUAAUUGCAGAUCCGCCAUGAAAAUAAACAGCAAGAUUGUGAUGGAUGGAGAAGGAGAAAGAGAAGAAGAAGAAGAAGAAGAAGAAGAAGAAGAAGAAGAAGACGAUGAUGUGGAGCUAACGCUGAGCCUGGGGGGCUCCAUAAGGAAGAACAAAUUGACGAGCCGCCACUAUCAUCAUCAUCAAGAUAGAGGUGAUUUGAAGGAGACUGGAAGCUCAAGCUUGCUGAAAUCAGAGAGAGACCAAGAAUGCAGUGGGACUAAUUCCAACACGACGAUGGGUAGUUCGAGUACUACGUCGUUUGAUCAGCAAAGUAAGCGGCCCCAUUGGCUUUUCCAAAGUCUAAACUUGAAUAGAACAUAAUUAAUAAUUAAUUAAUAUUGUCAUUGACAUGCAUAUAUAUAUAUAUGUGUGUGUGUGUGUGUGUGUGUUUGUAAUGAAUCCUGCAUUAAUUUAACACAGUUUGAUUCGUGCACGAGGAAUAACUCUAUGGCGAUGGACAAUAUAUGUGUGUGUGUGUGUGUGUUGUAAAUGCUCCUCCUGUGAAUGAUGUUUAAUUACUUGGAGCAUGAUUAAGCUUGCUGUAGAUUAUUAAAUUGUUCAUUACCCAUUAAUUGGUUAUUAGCUUCAGUGUUUGCAGUAGUUG